UGCCGAUGUCUGCAUGGCUCCCAUUGUUGGCGUCGCUCGUGACUUGCACUGCGACCAUCUACUACGUCUAUCAACUGCGUGCUGCUGAUAGUGAGUCCACACAGAAGAACGACCGCCCAGCUUCACGGGAAGUGCGAUGCACUACACAGCGACGCGUCAAAGUUAGCAGCUUGGCCCAAGCCGAUGUGCCCGAGGUGUUGCGGCCGUCGUACUACUUUCGCCAUAUCCGCGACUUCAAACACUACGACCUGUUUCAGAACUCCACGAAUGUCUUCGAUGUCCUCGACAGACUUCAUGGCUACGUCGAACGGUGGUUGGAUGGCUACACUCCGGACAAGUCCAUGACGACGGUGGUGACACCGUGCAAGGUCGGCGAGGUGAGCCUGACCUGCUCCGACGUGUCCGUGACGAAUGCAUGCACGAUCCUCAACUACAGCACCACCAGCCGUCGGCGAUUAUGCCUCGACGAGGGCGUCCGCAUCAUGGGCGGCAUCUUCGACGUCACCGACGGGUCCAUCUUCCUCGGCAAGAACGUCGUGGUAGAGCCCAACGUGUACAUCAAAGGCCCAGCCAUCAUCGGGGACGACACCGUGCUGCGCUUUGGGGCGUACCUUCGCGGCGACGUGGUCACAGGCAACAAUUGUGUCAUUCGAUGCGAGAUCAAGCACGCCGUGAUCAUGGACAAGGCCGAGCUGGGCCAUCCAGGUCCACCCCAUAUAUGUCCAGCCAAAAGCUCACUGCGUUAUGGGCAGGGUACUGCGGCGACAGUUUGAUCGGAUACAAAGGCCACUUUGCCAACCAAGUGUCGACUGCAAACCUGGCGCUGCUGGCCUCGUCGUCGCAGGUGGUGACCGUGAACGGUGUCGCGUACGACACUGGCCGACGUAAAAUUGGCGUCGUGCUGGGGGACGAAAGCCAACUCGGGUGCAAUGUCGCCACCGACCCCUGCACGUUGAUCGGAGUCCACACGGCAGUGUACCCCCUCACGAGACUCAAUAAGGGCGUGUACGGCCCCAACGAAAUCGUCAAGAACAAACCACUGGAACAUGGCAUCGUCGAACGCUGUCAAGUCCGGCCAGCGGUGGAAUAAAGUAGUAUACUAGUAGUACUAGUAACGUUAGUAGUACUAUUGUUGGCUUAACUGGUCAAUCCGGU
Messenger RNA from Aphanomyces astaci, 1155 nucleotides. RefSeq lists its product as hypothetical. NCBI's taxonomy places the organism in Eukaryota, Oomycota, Saprolegniomycetes, Saprolegniales, Verrucalvaceae. Bases 6 to 773 code for a protein of 255 amino acids. The transcript is spliced from 2 exons. The record is from RefSeq and is a predicted model, not a curated record.